GCCGAGUAAGAACGAAUAUCCGGACGCAGCCCGGCAUUCAUUUCAUUCUCUGAGGGUCGACACACGUUUUUCAGCUUUACAAGUGACUUGGACACUUCAAAAUGGUGAAAAUCUUCAUUGGAAACUUGGCCCAGGAAACCACAUCAGAUGAACUCCGCUCUCUUUUCUCCCAGUAUGGAAAGAUCGCAGAAUGCACAAUUGUCAAGAACUUUGGCUUUGUGCACAUGGACAACAAAGCAGAGGCUGAAGAAGCCAUCAGUAACCUCCAUCAUUACGAGCUCAACGGUCAGCCCAUGAACGUAGAGCUGAGCCGAGGGAAGUCCAGAGGAUCCACCAAACUACACGUAGGAAACAUUGCCUGCACCAACCAGGAGCUGAGAGCAAAGUUUGAAGAGUUUGGAUCUGUGCUGGAGUGUGACAUAGUAAAAAAUUAUGCUUUUGUUCACAUGGAGCGAAUGGAGGACGCCAUGGAGGCCAUUAAUCAGUUAGACAACACAGCUUUUAAAGGCAAACUGAUGAGUGUGAAGCUUUCGACUAGCCGCCUGCGUACUGCGCCGGGAAUGGGAGACAGAUCGGGUUGUUAUCGUUGCGGGCAGGAAGGCCACUGGUCCAAAGAGUGCCCUCUAGACCAAAAUGGCUAUCACGGAAACGGCUCAGAGCCAAACUCUGAUGGAUACGAUGGCUCGAGAUACGGUGGGCGUGGUCACAGCAGGGGUUAUCAUCCAGACUUCAGCAGCGAGCCAGAUUACAGUGCUGGCUACCCUCCUGUUCAUGGUUUUCCACGGGGUGCUGCUCCCAGCAGCGCCAUGGCAGGGUACAGAAGGGGCACAGGCUACGAGAGUGCAAUGAGGUACGGGCCGCCCCCGGGUUACGGCAUUAGCGCCGUCCCUGACCAUAGCAUGGCUCGGAUGUACGGCAGUGAGGCGGCUUACAGGAGCAGCGGCUCAUUCUAUGGCGCGGUUCCGCCCUACCCGAUGCGCCGGUCGCCCUACGAGGAACGGGAUCCGUACGGUGUCGUGGACUACUACGAGAAGUACAGGGCCAGUUAUUUCGAAGAUCGCCACGCCGUCCCCAUGCCUGCUCCUACGACCUCCUCCUCCACGGGUUUAAUGAGGGAGCGUCUGCCGCCCUCUAGCCACGAACUUUACGAAUGUCCUCCCCUCCCUCCUCCACCGGCCCCUGUCCCCUCAUACUACCCACGUGAGCGGAGUCCGAUUCGGAGAGUUCCUGCCGAGGCCGACGCAUAUGCAUACGAGCGUUCGCGCCUUUCCCCGGCUACCCUCCAAAGAAGUUCUGCCUACGAGGUUCCGCGGGAUCAGGGUGCUGAACGGGCACGGUACCCUUACUGAUUCUGAAGCCUAGUAAAGCUGGGCGCCACUUAGUGGUUAGGAUAGCCUAAGUGCCAUUGGAAAAGCUGAUAAUAACCAUUAAUCAAUACAUAACAUGGUAAUUUUAGAGCUACCGGUCAUUCAUCUGCAUAUGAAGCUUAAAAUCAUGAGUACUCAUUCCAGGUUCUUCUUGAAAAUGCAGUAAAACUAGUGCUUUCAUUGUCUUAUUUCUGUGUUGUGGUAUUAGUGAAGCUCUGAGAUAGUCUAGCCUUAGUGUAGAUGUACAGAUACAGACUUUAUCUACAUCCUGGUUGAGUGUAGCUACAUGUUUUUAUUAAGGUUUAGUUUAUAGGGACAAAUAAGCACAUGGUGCAUGUUCUGAGGUAAGUCUCAAGGUGUUUUCAGACUAAAAGCAAAGCAGAACUCUUCAUGUGGACAAAUUAAUUGCAAACUUAAGAAAUCUGCUUUUUGAAAUGUGACUUCAUGACACUCGCCAAGUCAGAAAAAUUAACCAAACUGAGAAAUUUGCAUGGAGGUGUUACAAAAGCAUUAGAGAGCGUUGACACUCCUUAUUGCCGAAAUUCUUUUUGAAAAUGUACCAUCAAACCUGCAUCAUGAUGUAGUGGAUCUGUCAUUAUUUUGUAAUGUUUAUAGCUAACGCAGUGGUAAGCCUGGCUACACACUAGACUUUUCAAGCCUUGUUGCAUCAGAUUAUUUUACCAAAUAAUACUCAAGUGUGUGGUGUCAAUUUAACUGACCCUGACCCAGUCAGAGCCAUCUUCCAGAUAAGACAAUCUGUACAAAAUACCCACAAUAGUCUGGCAUAGCUGCUGUUGAUAUCAUUAAUGACUUGUCCUGCAGACCUCCUACAGGUCUAGUCAGAUGAGGGAGACAAGCCCUCAGGCAUUCAGUCUACGACCUCAGAUUGAAAACAGCGUUGAUUGACUGCUGUACUGUUUUGCCUGAAUAAAUAAGUUUGCUUGAGAAUCGAGAUUUAUGUUGGGGCUUUUUAUGCCUUUAUUAUAGAGGUAGAAAAGUGGGUAGAGGAAAAACGGGGACAAAAUACUGGAGAAUGACUUGCUUGAAAGGAGCCACAGGCAGGACAUAGGGCCCAGCCCAACCUAACCAUCAAGCCAUCUGCACCCUUUUCAAUGACUUUGACCUUUAUUCGUCUCUACUUCAAGACUUAAAAGUACCUGUCUUUUUCCAAACUAGACCAGUUGGCACAGCUGUAAACAGCAGAAAAUUUGGGCAUUUUGAUAGCGCUUCUGUAUGCAGAAAUCUUUUCCUGUCCCAUCUGGAGUUCAGUGGGUGAUAGGAUGUCGUCAGCAAACAAGUGAGAGCGAGCAGACUGGGAAAUGUCACCAACCUAAUGUUACGUACUUUAACAGCUGUGCCUUGGGCCAAGUGGACUCUCCACUGUUAAAUCUUUACUACAAACAGCAGGGUUUUGAUCUCAUAGUCAGGCUUAAUUUACUAGUCUGUGUGUUCAGAGGAUUAUAAUGAUUGAAACCAGCCAAAUGUCUCUACCUCUGUUGUCCCCCAUGUUUUUAAAAUCAAUAUGACUUUGGUUGAAAAAACUUGGACAGCCAUGGUCUAAUGGUGUUGUGCUUCAAACACCAUUAGAUAUGCUUUUUUCUUUGUGUCACCGUGUUUAUAGAUGGAUGGUUGCAUCCAUUUCGAGAGCCCGACAGGCAAUGAUGGAGUUAUGCCAGGCUCGUCUAGUGUUUAGCCAGCCUUAGCUAGAUUUCAGCCAAGCUGCUGGACAGAGAUGGACAGGUUGAUGUAACAGGCUUUAUGUGCCUCUGGUUAUUGUUGUGAACCCAAACAUGACUAUUUUUUGCUCUCUGAUGUAGAAAGGCGAGUAAAUGUUUGGCACUUGAGUGAAACAAACCUGAGUGAACACGUCCUGGGGUAAACUUGUGUGAGUGAAGUGCAGUGAUAAUUCUCUUUGCUUUUGGUUCAAACACACCUUUAGGGUUAUAUUCAAGACAUUUCUUUGGUAGUAUCUUAUGUGUUCAUCUGUACAUUAAAGUGUUGAUGUAUGUGUAAAUCAGGCAUUUUCAGACCAAGGAGAUCAGGGUGUUUUCAACAAUUUUCAUUUACAAUAAUACAAGAGUGAUAAUUGCCUGCAGGGGGAGGUAAAGUAGCACCACAUAGAUUGGGGAUGGUGCAGUUGUGUUUUCAAAUGGGUUUCUAAUAACCUGAGAGGAGUUUUAUAGACUUAACUAUUGAUCCACUUCCUCAUGUUUCUUUUCAAGUUCUCUAUAGUCUAGGGCUGGUGCAAGGGCUUUUAUAUUUUGCAAUUCAGCUAAUAUUUUCACCCAAUCAGAGUACCUGCAGGGGAGCCACUUGCAGCUGAACAAGACCCUCAAAUGUUUUUUAAAAAAUUGGAUCAGUCCCAUUGCAUUUCAUGUGAACCCCUGGUCUGAAAAUGACGACUGUUACUGCAUAUGUGAAGCUUGACACAUUUAAUUACUGUACACUUCAUCACUUGUGUUGUUUAACCUGUGGAUUGUGCUCUUUUACCAAAAAUGGAUGUGCACAGUAGAAAAAAAAAAUCUGUUAAGUGUCUGGGUAAUAUUGAACCUUUUGUGAAGAUAUGUCUUUAUCUCCUUUUUUUUCUUUUGAUAGUGACACAUUAAUAACAUUAAGUUUUAUUGCUGUAAACAGAUGUGAAGUUUCACAUAUUUAACACGUUUAACUUCCAUGAUUAAAGUUGACUCAAAUA
This is a messenger RNA of Cheilinus undulatus (humphead wrasse), 4059 nucleotides long. RefSeq names its product RNA binding motif protein 4.1 (gene rbm4.1). Gene Ontology annotation, molecular function: zinc ion binding; mRNA binding. Lineage: Eukaryota; Metazoa; Chordata; Actinopteri; Labriformes; Labridae. The coding region runs from base 102 to 1349 and encodes 415 amino acids. The transcript has 3 exons. The record is from RefSeq and is a predicted model, not a curated record. Gene Ontology annotation, cellular component: cytosol.